Drosophila novamexicana is the source of this 1068-nucleotide messenger RNA. RefSeq lists its product as uncharacterized. The transcript has a single exon. The record is from RefSeq and is a predicted model, not a curated record. The coding region runs from base 20 to 793 and encodes 257 amino acids. Lineage: Eukaryota; Metazoa; Arthropoda; Insecta; Diptera; Drosophilidae.
UGCAGCUCAAGCGUUAAAGAUGGCUCUUCACGAGGAAAUUGGCAAUGUGAACAUCUGGUGGUUUCCGCAGGACUUUUGCCAAUCCCGUUUCGGCGAUUUCCGACAGAGCGGUACCAACUCCUGUACGCUUAUCUCGCUAAUACUUGCGGAUAAGGUGUCCAAGAUGCCAAGCUUGUGCCAGAACGUAGCUGAAUUCCCAGAGGUUGCCUGGGACUUAAUUGGCGAAUCCAUCAACGAUGGCAAUAAUGUCUAUCACGACCUAAUAUCUGCGAAUCUGAAUAUUAAUAUACCGGACGCAUUGUCAGCGAUACGAUCGCAUCAGAAGAUCAACUUUCGCUUAGAGGAAUGGUUCUUCACCCAGGUUGGCUCCGAUCCACUCAGUCCCAUGAUUGUCGGUGUGGAACUCUCGCGCAUCUUUACCACCACACUGGAGGUCUUCCAGCAGGGCGACGGCUGGGACGUGCCCUCCCACCUGUUCGCCGCCAUUGUCGCCGACUGUCGCACCGUCAUGGUUACCAUCGACCUGCGCACCUCGAUCGCAGCCAUCAUUGACUCACACCAGCAUGGCAGCGAUGCCGGCGCCGUGUUUGCCCAAAGCACCCUACAUUACAUAAGCGACCUGAUGUUCUGGUUCAUUAGCAUGUUAGACCACAUUUAUUCAAGCCAUCCUGCGAUUUUCGAGAUCUCCUUCCUCUGCUCCAUGCCCGACGUGGCGCUGCGAAUCCCGCCCGCCGUCGAGCAGUAUGCAAAUGAUAUCUGCAAGCCAAAGGAGAAGACUUCGAAAUUGACAUAAUAUUUAUAUCAUACAUAUAUAUAUAUAUAUAUAUAUAUAUAUAUAUAUAUAUGUGUGUGUGUGUGUAUAUAUGUUUAGCUAGUCACAUUAUUAAUUUCACCAGUUCCAAAACACCACCAAGUUCCAUCCAAGAAACAUGAAAUCACAGUGCUGACGCUCGUUGGUUUUUUUUAUGUGUUAACGUUGAGUUUCUAAUUUUCUGUUUCUGUUUAUUAACACAAAUUUCAAUCGGGCGAGCGACCGUGAUGUACGUAUUUAUUCAAUAAAUCUUAAAU